Molecule: messenger RNA, 1303 nt
Organism: Juglans regia (Persian walnut)
Lineage: Eukaryota; Viridiplantae; Streptophyta; Magnoliopsida; Fagales; Juglandaceae
Exons: 5
Coding region: 266-1051 (261 amino acids)
Molecular function (GO): ubiquitin binding
Source: RefSeq, a predicted model, not a curated record
ACACCAAACCCCACCAUUCCUCCUCUGCUCACGUCCUUCCUCUCCUAUAACCCAAAUCAUAGAGCAAAGAACUAAUAUUUAUUUAAAAAAAAAUCCAAAAAGGAAAAACAAAUCAUAAUAAUAAUAAUAAUAAUAAUAAUAGAAAUGUGAAAGUCAAAUACAAAACAGAUAUUUUCCUGUUUUUGAGUUUCAGAUCAUGCUUUCCGGUUUUUGGGUCUGUAAAUUUCCAGGUUUUAAUCCGAAGACGACUAGGGCUUAAGUGGCGAUGUCUGUAGGAGUUUGCGGGAAGCGUGUUGGAUUCGAAGAGAUUUUCGGAUCUUCGUCUCCGACGUCGUGCUCCGCUGCUAAGAGACCUAGGUGGUCGAGUUUCGGAUCCGGGUCCGAAGACACGGUCUCUCUUCUGCUUCAAAUGUUCCCAGACUUGGACCCUGAGUUGGUGGAAACAGUUUGUAGAAAUCACAAUCAUAAGGUUGAAGAUGCUAUUGAGAGUCUACGUGCACUUUCUUUUACUGAUGUUAGUGCAAGAUAUCAAUCACAAAGCUUCGAUUCCACAACUUUUGUUAAUUGUGCUAACGUUCCUGGUCAAAGCACAGCUACCUGCAGUCAAAUAUCGGAUCAGCAAGUUGAAGGUGUAAAGGAAGUGAGAUCAACCAUCAGUUAUGGAAAUUCGAUAGACAGUUCCAAAUGGGUGGAUUUGUUCGUGCACGAGAUGAUGAAUGCAACAGAUUUUGAUGAUGCCAGGGGCCGUGCAACAAGAAUUCUGGAGGCUUUUGAACAAAGUAUAACUGCUCCCUCAAAGGCAUCAGAGGAGCUGGAGCAUGCUUCUUUAAAGGAACAUCUGCAGAGCUUGUUAAAUGACAAUCAGAUUUUAAAGAGAGCGGUUGCAAUCCAGCACGACCGCAAUUUGGAGCAUGAAGAGAGGACAAAGGGAAUAGAACAGCAAAAGCAUUUGUUAAGCCAGUAUCAAGAACAAGUUCGAAGUCUCGAGCUUACCAACUACAGCUUGAAGCUUGAUCUACAGAGGGCACAAGGGCAAUUUCACCCAUACUGAGGUUGUGUGUGUUUCAUCACUUGAUUUGCUGUUUCCCAUUAUAUCGAUUUAGUUUUUUUUUUUUUUUUCUAUUUUAAUAUCACAGAGUAUUGAGCAUCAUUAAGACCCAUACAGUAUUGUAGUGCGUUCAGCCAUUACCUAAAUCCAAGCCAAGCACACUUUGGCAGUUUGUGUGGAAGUUUCAGUAUAGCUAAGUAAUGGUUCGGUAUGAUAUAAGUACUUUAUUUCUAAUGUGAAAAGCUUUCUUUCCAA